Messenger RNA from Mycena indigotica, 531 nucleotides. RefSeq names its product Cytochrome B5. Lineage: Eukaryota; Fungi; Basidiomycota; Agaricomycetes; Agaricales; Mycenaceae. Gene Ontology annotation, cellular component: endomembrane system; membrane. The record is from RefSeq and is a predicted model, not a curated record. Bases 145 to 531 code for a protein of 128 amino acids. The transcript has 3 exons.
UCCCUCCCGCUCCCACUCGCCCUCGCCGCCGCGCUCUGCGUCAUCCCCAUCGCCCUCCUGGCCGCCAACCACGUUCUUGGCCGCACUACCACCGUUCCUCCUGGAGAAAAACCGACGAGCGACAGAAGUCAGAGGAGGAAGAUCAUGCAGCCCGCACGCGACGACCUCGAGCCGCCCAAAGACGACCCCUUCACGCUUGCGCAGCUAGAGGCUUUCAGCGGCGCUGACCCCGCAAAACCGAUAUACGUUUCUAUCAAGGGAACAGUCUUCGAUGUCACGCGCAACGCCGCGACGUACGGCCCCGCCGGCUCAUACGCGCUCUUUGCGGGGCGCGAUGCGUCCCGCGCCCUGGGCAUGUCGAGCCUGAAGCCCGAGGACGCGCUGCCCGACUACGCCGGCCUCGCGGAGAAGGACCGCAAGGUGCUCGACGACUGGCAUGCGUUCUUCCUGAAGCGGUAUAAUGUGGUCGGCAAGGUCGUUGACCACCCGACUUUGUUGGCGGAGGCGGAGGCAGAGAGGGCGAACUUGUAG